Molecule: messenger RNA, 1086 nt
Organism: Colletotrichum navitas
Lineage: Eukaryota; Fungi; Ascomycota; Sordariomycetes; Glomerellales; Glomerellaceae
Exons: 1
Coding region: 389-970 (193 amino acids)
Source: RefSeq, a predicted model, not a curated record
GUCCCGAAGACUUGAGAACUAAGAAUUGAAGAGGCUGGUUAUCCUGUGGUGAAGGUGUGGUGUACUGAUGAGAGGAUAGAUAUUCCCAUCAAGAGGGCCGGAGACGAGGUAUUUUAUAAUCGAUCUGGUCGUCAAUGACCUGAUAUUUUCUCACUCGGCUAGCUUCUCAUUUCGUUCGUCGUUGUUAUCAUCGAGUCCAAAUUCCGUCCUCGUCACUCACGUUGCCUGCCCACCUUGGCGCUAAAGCAACAAUGAAUUCCCCAACGUGGGGUUCACAUUGAUGCCCUGCUGACCGUGUCCAGCUUGUGAGGCUAUAGAUGAAUUCCCUGCAAAAAUCCUUAACAGCUCGCUUCAAAAAUCAACAUCGCGAGUCAACCGCUGGGCCCAUAUGUGGGCACCAAAAGUCAAGCAUGAUGACCAAGGUGGUCUAGGGAGGGCGAAAGUCUCAGCCCGAGCGCCUUCCACAGCUCUCGAUACCAAACGCGGCCGAUCGACGACCCGUUAUCCUUCCACAGCGUUGCCUCUUCUGGCUAUCAAAACUGAGACAUUCGUCGUCUUCCGGCAGGGGAUCGUGGCAUCUUUCCCCUUGCUUUCUCAUUUGCGCCUCUCAUCUGCGAACGGCCGUCAGAAGCUUCCCGAGUAUCACAAUUUACGUUCAACUACCUACUGCAUACUCUCCAUACAGAAGGUCGCAAAUCUUCAUGUCCACUCAUACCUACUGCCGGGACAGCACGGACGAAGGGCUGCUGAUGUUUGCGGGGAUGACGGAUUGCGGUCAGAGCUAGUGCACUCUGAGCCAGCCGUUACCCCUACUGCCGAUCACCGGUUUGAAGUGUAUACCACACGUCUCUCGGGUUAUGUGAUGCCGCGGCAAUGCCUAGCAAUAUCCGGCAGCGUCGAUAAGGCUGUUCCAAGAUCGUCAGGAGAUGAUCAAUGGCCCUUAUAUUUUCCGGAAGCCAUUCUGGCGUGAAGGCUUCAAGCCUCUUACCGCGUUGCUUGUGUCCGACUCUCCUUCCCCUUUGCUACUGCAUUCUCUGUUUGCGUCUUUCGUCAAGGGUCGCUUCAAAGGCAGUUAUGACGAGGCGG